This is a messenger RNA of Nylanderia fulva, 2889 nucleotides long. The record is from RefSeq and is a predicted model, not a curated record. NCBI's taxonomy places the organism in Eukaryota, Metazoa, Arthropoda, Insecta, Hymenoptera, Formicidae.
GGAUGCGAUGCAACGCGAUGAUGACGACGCAGGGCGGAAGUAGUGGAGAGAGAGAUAGACGGCGACUCCGUGCACAUGUUGCAAAUGGCAGGCGGUGCGUGAGCGUGACAUUUCAACACUCGGUGUGUUUUCGGAUGUUGUAGAUUCACGUAAUUCCACAUCCUCGCGUAAGGACCGGCUCUUCCGCAUCCUUCCUCCACGAUCUAGAUCAAACACUCCGGCUUCCCCGACGUGCUCGCGGGGUACGUUGACCGGGGUACACCUCUCCGAAGAGGGAGAGGGCGGCGGCAACGGCCGCACGCACCUUGAGACGAGGAGAAGUUCGUAGAACCCGGGUGAGACAGACGGAACGCGAUGGCGAGGCUGGUAAACAUUUGGCGGGACGAGGAGCCGGUGAAGCUGUCGGCCAAGCAAAUGCCGUUGAUCAUCGACGAGAGUCUGACGAUGAUCAUGGAUAUAAGUAAUUUAGGAGCGGUUAGUGAUAGUCCUUUAGUACGUGGUAAACAGCUGGAUGAAUUUACAAGGAAGUUGGAUAUGCUCACGAAGGAAGAAAUCAAAGCAUCGUUUGAAGUUACUUGCAAGGACAUGCUUGGAAUUUUGGGCCAGACAGAACCGUGUGUCGGUUGUCGAAGAAGUGUUGAAAGAUUGUUCUACGACUUGAUGAAGUCAGGCCAUCCAGCAUUGGAUCCGUUAGUAAUUACUCCCAAUGGUGUGCUUUCUAUAAAAGAUGAAGUUCUGGAAUCACCGCAACGGCUUUGCACAAUAUUGCAUGGACAUAGCGCUAGGUUACAUAAUUUAGUAGAGAACCAACCGAGAAAUAGAAAAUCCCGGCGAUGCGUUAUGCACUCUUUAGAAAUUCAACGAAUGCGACCGCCGCCGAAUGCAUGGAGGGAAGUGUGGGAUUGCAUGGAAUUGCCAUGUCAAGAGGAAUUAACUUUAAUCGAGAAUAGGACACUUGACCAUACUUUGGACACUUAUCUACGUAAACAUAGGUUUUGCGUCGAGUGUCGUAACAAAGUGUUAUUGGCGUCGUCUCUCCUCACACGAGAACUCGAACCUGCGAAGGAGAAAGGCUACGCAGCAGUUUUAUACUCUGGAAUUAGACGUUGUAUAGCCGAUCGUCAUAUUCACUUACCAACUGUGACAGAAUACAUUGGCAAACUUAUUGGUCGCGCACAGCCAGAACUCAUGGGAAGAGAGCGUCAUGCAAAGACGUUGGAAAUUGCUCAAGAGGAAGUACUUACAUGCUUAGGUAUAUGUAUGGCGGAGCGAUUGCAUAGAGUUCAUAGGCGGCUGAAGGAAGAGGAGACCGUGUGUAAAGUAUUAGCUGCUGUCGCGGUGGACGCAUUGUCCAGAAAUUUCCAGAUGGCAGUCGAGGUGAAACAAGGUAUCUCUCAAUUAGAACUGUUGUACGAGGAAAUUACAAGGGAGGAAAUAGCGAAGCAGCAGAGACGUGAAAAGUUACGGCUAAAACGUAAGAAAAAGAAGGAACGUCGUUAUGAAACUGAAGAGAAGGAGAAUUCCUGUGACUGUUCAAAUGAAAGGCAAGAUAAAGCCUCUUGUACUUGUGCAGAAUCAAAGCCAACGACGCAAAAUAUCGACCGACAUAAGGUACAAACAAAACCUGAUCUUGGAUCCAAAAACAAAGGACCACCCACAUGUAAAUGCCCGGAUUGUUUAAAGAAACAAAAAACAUCUAGUAGUAUAUCGCAAAAAAAUUUAGAGUUAACAUACCUUUUAAAUAACACAAGUGCACAGAAAGCUGUUGUUAAAAAUAGCACUUCUGAAGCGAAAACGAAAUUUAGUACAAGUCAAUCGAAACAAAAUGAGACAUCUCACAAAGAAUUAUCUCAAGAGGAUUCGUCCGACACUUGCGAAUUGUGUAAGGAAAGUGAAAAGGUUGAUGAGGGCAUACAGUGGCAUGUAUAUCACAAAGUCCACAAAGAUUUCGUGACUGAUGAACUAACAAAUACAUGGAUAACAAAAGGCGACGAAGCUAAAUAUCCCACCCUAACCGAGCCUAAUCUAACCAUGUUGAUGGAGAUGAAGGAACAGUUUACAAGACACACUUUACCGACCUUGCUCAAUUGUAAUAGAUUGUACCAAGAUUGCGGAUAUUUUUCUGGACACAACGUCAGUAGUUCCUCUCUUCCUAGUACACCAGAGGGCUCCGAAGUAGCCUGCAACGAUGAAUGUUGUAAUCACGAAAGGGCUUGUCACGAUAAACUUAAUCAUUCCAAUCCUAGUAUUUCUUUAUUAGAAGAAAGUGGUUCGCUGUCACAAAUGCUAAAGGAUUCCAAUUUUUCCGACGAGAACGAGAGCUAUAUUCCUGAUGAAGAAGUGUUAGAGUUUAAGUCGCGAAUGUGUCAUCAACUUAAAGAGAAGCGGCAGAAACUCCGACAAACGCUUAAAGAACGUUUUGCUAUGUUGUGCAGCCAUCAGAAAUCGCUUACAAUUAUUCAGUAAGAAUUCCUCCUAGUUAUGGUAAUUCAAUAUAAUAUAUCUGAUUUUUUCCCUUUUUUACAUUGAUUUACUGCCAGUAACAGGAGACAAAUAUGAUAAAUGUAUUUUGAAUAAUUGUUAUUAUUCGAAAUCGAACCUUCUAAUGUUAAUUAAAUGCUGAAAAUAUAUACAACAUAUAUACAAAUAUAAAACAUACAAGGAUAUCAAGAAAGAAGAGCUAAACAUAACGUAUAAUUAUUUAUCUCUGCAAGCAGAGAUCGUGUAUAAUAAAUAAAAGAUGUCAAGACAAAAAGAGGGUUUCGAUAAUCGAAUAACAUUGAUUUUGAAAAUACAAAAUAUACAAUGCAAAGCAUAAGACUAUAGAAGAUUGAAUUUGAUUGUAUAGAUCUGUACAAUUGAAGUAAACGUAGAUAUUUUGUAUGAAUA